GUUAAAGUCAGAGCAAAACUAUAACUUUUUGUGUGUGGCUGUGUUGCCCCUAUAGAUAAGCAAAAGCAAACUGUCACCCAAAAAAACAGGUUUGUUUAGAAAGUGUUGUAGAUGCAGGUGUAGAGUAUGAUGUAACUUGAGAGGGAGGAGGUACAGAUAAAACCCUUGUAUGACUCAGACGUUGGUCAGAAGGCUGCAUGUGUGAGCAGCUUCUCCUCCUCUGUCCAGUGAUGGAGACACUGAAGGACGUUAAACUGUGCUUUCCACAGCUCAACACUUCAUGCAAAAGGAACAGUCGCACUCACACUGAGGCAAUGCUCAUUUACACUCUGCUGCCGUCCAUGUCUGUGCUCACUGCAGUUCUCAACCUGCUGGUCAUCAUCUCCAUCUCUCACUUCAGGCACAGUUUAUUGUUUAAUCAUUUUACUGCGUUAAUCACACUUUCGUCCAUCAUCGUAUUGUUUAACAAUAAAUAACACUGUAAUAAAUAAAACUGUACUUUACUGUCUUGUUAUAAUGAUAUUAGUGUUUGUAAUGGUCAUAAUGAAGUUGUUCUCUCCCUCCAGGCAGCUCCACACUCCCACCAACCUCCUCCUUCUCUCUCUGGCUGUUUGUGAUUUCCUCGUUGGAUUCAUUUUGAUGCCGUUUCAGAUCCUCUUAACAGAACCCUGCUGGUUUUUGGGUGAUCUGUUGUGUACUCUGUUUUAUUUAGUUGCUUUUUUUACUGUAUCUGCCUCAGUGGUAAAUGUGGUGCUGAUCUCAGUGGAUCGUUACAUUGCUGUCUGCCACCCUCUGAUUUACCCUAUCAAUGUUACAGAAAGAAGAAUUAGAAUCUCUGUCCUUUUUUCUUGGAUUUACUCCUUCUUUUACAGCCUCCUGAUUCUAAGCGAUAACCUGAAAAAAUCAGGCAGGUUUAACUCCUGCGAUGGGGAAUGUGUGAUUGGCAUAAUCGGAGCAGUUGAUGUAAUCUUAAUUUUUAUUUUGCCCAUCUCAGCCAUCAUCAUCCUGUAUGUGAGGGUGUUUGUGGUGGCUGUGUCUCAGGCUCGUUCCAUGCACUCCCAAGUUGCAUCUGUGAAACUGCAGCGUUCACUGACUGUCACUGUUCAGAGGUCAGAGCUGAAAGCAGCCAGGACUCUGGGUGUAGUUGUUGUUGUGUUUCUCAUGUGUUACUGUCCAUAUUAUUGUGUCUCUCUUUCUGGCUCUAAUCUAAUGGUUGGUUCACCGUCUGAGGUCCUCAUGAUUUUCUUGAUUUAUUGUAAUUCCCUUCUCAAUCCUCUGAUUUAUGCUAUUUUGUAUCCGUGGUUUAGAAAAUCAGUCAAACUCAUUGUUACACUUCAGAUUUUAAGGCCUAACUUUCAUGCUGGCAAUGUUCUGUACUCAUAGAAGCAGUAAUGUUUUAGUUUUGUUGUUGCCAUGUCCUCUAAUCUAAACAGAAGAGACUAUUUGUUCUGUCAUGAGCUCCAUUGUCACAGAAACAAAAUAAACUACAUUACCAGGCAAAAUGUUAGACACUAAGUUUAAAGGCUUUUUUUUAUUUUAAUGACACCAAUAAAAAAAAUUAAUUCUACAAAUGAACCCCGAAAAUGCACCUGUGAAGUGAAAACCAUUUUAGUUGACGACCUCAUGAAGCUCUUUGAGAGAACGCCAAAGAUAAACUAGGCAGUAAUCCAAUCAAAGAUUUUAUCUAAAAUAAAAAUCAAGUUUUUUGUUUUUUCGUCCCCUUUACACAACAUAAUUCAACAUGUUCAUGCAUAGAUUUGAUGCAUUAAGUGAGAAUUUACUGUAUAAAUAGUCAUUAAAAAAGAAAAAGAACAAAUGUCAAACGUUUUCACUGGUAGUGUACAACACAGACAGAA
Betta splendens (Siamese fighting fish) is the source of this 1856-nucleotide messenger RNA. Its product is annotated as trace amine-associated receptor 13c-like. Gene Ontology annotation, biological process: G protein-coupled receptor signaling pathway. The record is from RefSeq and is a predicted model, not a curated record. NCBI's taxonomy places the organism in Eukaryota, Metazoa, Chordata, Actinopteri, Anabantiformes, Osphronemidae. Gene Ontology annotation, cellular component: membrane. The transcript has a single exon. The coding region runs from base 517 to 1383 and encodes 288 amino acids. Gene Ontology annotation, molecular function: trace-amine receptor activity.